Ruditapes philippinarum (Manila clam) is the source of this 1657-nucleotide messenger RNA. Its product is annotated as heat shock 70 kDa protein 12A-like. The coding region runs from base 212 to 1651 and encodes 479 amino acids. NCBI's taxonomy places the organism in Eukaryota, Metazoa, Mollusca, Bivalvia, Venerida, Veneridae. The transcript is spliced from 8 exons. Gene Ontology annotation, molecular function: ATP binding; ATP-dependent protein folding chaperone. The record is from RefSeq and is a predicted model, not a curated record.
UUUAGCGCAGAUGAACCUAUAGUACAUCCUUAAGUUUUUAAAUAUGACAACAAAGGACAACAGAAAAAAUAUCAUUGUCCGGUCAUAUUGUUAAUAUGCUGCAUGUGUCAACAGGUUCUAAUCUGAAAUAAAAAGCGGGAGUAAAUUCCAUCGGAAAUAACGAACGUAGCAUUCCGUGCAAGUCUUGCAAGAACAUAGUUACUCGGAUGUCAUGGCCGGUAAUUCAUUAUUAGUGGCAGCAAUAGAUUUUGGAACGACCUAUUCAGGCUGGGCGUUUUCUUUUAAGCAUGAGUUUGAAAGAGAUGCCACCAAAGUGUCAGCAAAAAACUGGACAGGUGGACAACUUGUUUCCCUAAAAGGGCCAACAUGUGCUUUAAUAGAACCUGAUGGUGUAACACUUCACAGUUUUGGAUAUGAAGCUGAAAGUAAAUAUGCUGACCUCGCGUGUGAUGGCGAGCAUGGCGGGUGGUAUUUUUUCAAGAGAUUUAAAAUGAAUCUUUUUGGACAGGGAUUUGGAAGAAAUCUUAUGUUAGAAGACGCAAGCGGAAGGAAGAAGUUGUUAGCCAAAACAGUAUUUUCUCUGUCAAUUAAAUAUCUAAAAGACGACCUCAUCAAGUUGUCGGAAUCCCGCAUUGCUGGUGGGGGUCUUCAAGAUAAGGACAUUCACUGGGUCCUCACAGUACCCGCUAUCUGGAAUGAUGCUGCCAAACAGUUCAUGAGAGAAGCUGCUCAGCAGGCUGGUAUAUCCGAAGACAUGCUUACUAUUGCAUUGGAACCGGAAGCUGCAAGUUUAUAUUGCCGCCAUCUACCUGUGGAAAAAUGUGGAAGUAGUAAAACUUCGUUGGCGACAUUCGGGCCUGGUAAACGGUAUCUGGUUCUUGAUGCAGGAGGUGGAACAGUGGACAUCACUGUUCACGAGGUGAUGAGCGGUGGUCAUCUUAAAGAAUUGGAUAAAGCCAGCGGAGGAGCAUGGGGAGGGGUACAAGUUGACGACGCUUUCUUCCGGUUUUUGAAUGAAAUUGCAGGACCAGGUGCCGAUGUGAUGCCAAUGUUCAGAGACAAAAACAUGGAAGACUACCUUGAAUUGUUUAGGGACUUUGAAGUUAAGAAGCGUGAAAUUGGACCGAAGAAAGACACAAAAAUUACUUUCAGAAUACCUGCAGCCCUAUCUGACACUGUAAUGGAAAUGAGGGACGAACCGUUACAGCACGUGAUAAAGAAGACAGAGUUUUCAAGCAAGGUCAAAUUGAUGGGAGAUAAAUUGCGAGUAGACGCAGCUAUUGUAAAAGGCUUUUUUGAACCUUCCAUUGAAAGCAUUAUUGAGCAUGUGAAAGGUUUGCUACAGAGCAGCAGCAAUAAAGGAGUUGAGGCUAUAGUAAUGGUGGGUGGAUUUUCGGAAUCACCAAUGCUGCAAGAGACAGUGAGAAGUCGCUUUCCUGACUUGAGAAUUAUAGUUCCAGACGAAGCUGGGCUAGCAGUUCUCAAAGGAGCUGUUAUCUAUGGUCAUAGUCCAACAACUAUAUCACAAAGAGUCAGCAAAUACACAUACGGAACUAAUGUCCAAGUAGCUUUUGAUGCAGAUAAGCAUCCAUUAGAGAGAAUGAAACAGACUGAUACUGGAGUCAAAUGUAGAAAUGUAUUCUCGAAAUAAACAGAA